UACUAUAUCUCGGGCUCAAUCAAAUCUUCAUUACUUUCCAUUGCUUCUGGGAUUGCUUACCAAAAACCAUGCAACACAAAUGUCUCCUAUAUUUAUAGCCGUUGAUAUCUUAAUAAGCAACAGCUCUUCACUGGGCAGAUCUUUCAUCUUGAAGAGACUCUUCGAAAAGAAUGCUUGCAAUGUAAGGCUUGGCUAGACUUGGCAGGAAACAUGACCUCAUUCUCUGGCUGCGUUUCCUAUUGCAUAGCCUGUUUUCAAAAAGAAACAAGCAAGCUUUUCGGCAUCUCCUCUCCUUUCCAUCCAAGUCCCCUUUGCUAUUCAGCUGCAGGAAGCACCAUCAACAAGCACUGGACAGUUGCAAUCUACAGUGAAAGUCUAAUUCUGCAGAUGGAGAAACCGCUGGUUUACUUUUGCAGCGGGGAAGAUGGCUUUACCAGUUAUUCAGAUGCUCUUCUGGAUCAUGGAUGUUGCUCUGUCAAUUCAUGUGUGGGUUGUGCCCUUGCGUGUCGCCGGAGUCCGCGGCUGUUAACCAAUGGCUACUAUGUUCUCACAGAGGAUAGCUUUCUGUCUGAUGAAGAGGGGAAUAUUACACUGAGUCCAUCACAGACAAGUGUCACUUAUAAAGAAAAGUUGGUUAGAAUAUUUAGGAAGAGAAGGAAAAUCCGCAAGUCCCUUGUUAGUCUUUUCAAUGUUGAUGCUUCUAAUCCCUGGUUGAACAGCACUGCUUUAGAGUCACCUCAUGCGGAGGACACUUGGUCCGAAGAAGGCAGCAAGAUGGAUGGCAUCUGGGAUUAUGAUAAUGCUGGCCAUGUUGACCAUGGAAUUGCUGAUGCUGCAUUGAGACACACAACUCAGAGGGCCGAAGGACAUUGUGCCGCUCCAGGCAGAUCCCCUCCUUUGAAAGGUCUGACUUUUACAAAAUCCAGACAGCAACACCAUUCUCCUUGCAUCUUUCGUUUGGCAGAAAAAGAGUGCUCCUGUGAAAAAGCACUGAAUUCUUCUGAGUCUACUGUAAUAAGAAAUGAGCUCUACCCCAUGAUCCUGCUGUCCAUGUGUUUGAUCAUUUCUCUCUGUGUAAGAUUCUUCUUGGGAGUGUUCCUUCCUGCUCUGCUAACCUGCUCACUAUUGGUCAUCAUUUUGAUUUGUUCACCAGCGGUUUUGUGCAAUUCCCCGGUAAAUAUCAACUAUGGUCCUUCUGUGCAUCCGACAUAAGAUAGUCAUCACAUUCCUUUGGGAGGUCAUUUCUUUUCAUAUUAUUCUGUAAUCUUUUCAUUGGAAAACAUUGUUAAAAGUGAUUUAACAAGCUACAAUUUUGUUAAGAAUUUUCACAAUAUACUAGCUUGGAGAAGCCAUUGUGUUUUAGAAAAAAGCCUACUUCACAAGAAUGUUGUAAGAUUAAAAGACCACGCAAGGAAGAAAAGAAUACACAUAUUUGAUAAAUAAUGAUGCCAAGCAUAUAGUCCAGCUUUGCCAAAGUUAUUCUAUCCUUGGGCUAUUGUGUUUUCAAUGUAGAGAAGAUCACGUUUUUUGUAUUAUUUAUCUGAUAUACCUGUAAUUCCAUAACCCAAGGAAGGGCAGAUUUAAGUAUGGGAAAUCUACAUCUGAAUAUAUUACCAGAAUCUCAAUACCAGGUGACAAAUACAGCUAGAAAUAAAAUAUUACUGCACUCAGAAA
Messenger RNA from Anolis carolinensis (green anole), 1674 nucleotides. RefSeq names its product transmembrane protein 71 (gene tmem71). The transcript has 7 exons. Lineage: Eukaryota; Metazoa; Chordata; Lepidosauria; Squamata; Anolidae. The record is from RefSeq and is a predicted model, not a curated record. The coding region runs from base 211 to 1212 and encodes 333 amino acids.